AGUCCCCAUCCAUCCUCCCUGCAACUUCAACUUUUAGCUUCCAUUGCCUAAUUAGUAGUUUCCUUUAUUCUUCCCCUUACCUGUUUAGAUUUCUAAAUUGUUAUUUGAGCCCCUGUUUUUGAUCCAUACUCUUGACUUCAAUCCAACAGAAUCCUAGGUUCUCUGUUACAACAAACCAUGCGCUGAUCCUCCCCCAAUAUUUCUCAGAUGGGGUUGUUCAAAGGUUUGGUUUUUACUCUGGCCCUGUUGCUGAUCAUGGCGGUGGUCACCGGAAUUGGAGUAAACUGGGGUACUCAGGCAACACACCCUCUUCCUCCUUCUACGGUGGUCAGGAUGAUCACAGACAACGGAAUCCAAAAAGUCAAGCUUUUCGACGCCGAUUCCUCCAUACUCAAUGCUCUUAGCAACUCUGGGGUUCAGGUCAUGGUUGGUAUUCCCAACGACAUGCUCUCUACUCUUGCCAACAGCGUUCAAGCAGCUGAAAAUUGGGUCGCCACCAAUGUUUCCACACAUGUCUCCUCCAACGGUGUCGAUAUCCGAUAUGUUGCUGUUGGGAACGAGCCAUUCCUCGAGACAUAUAAUGGAAGCUACAUCGGACUUAUUCUGCCUGCUCUUCAGAACAUCCAGGCUGCUCUGAUUAAGGCUGGUUUAGGUGCUCAGGUGAAUGUGACUGUUCCCUUCAAUGCUGAUGUCUACCAGAGUUCAACCAAUAUUCCUUCUGGAGGCGAUUUCCGCUCCGACAUUAAGGACACCAUGUUGCAGAUUGUUCAGUUUCUAAGCAACAAUGGAAAUCCUUUCACAGCAAACAUCUACCCUUUUAUAAGCCUUUAUGACAACCCCAACUUCCCCAUCGACUAUGCCUUCUUUGACAACUAUUCGUCUCCUAUUAAUGAUAGUGGAAGAAUUUACAAGAAUGUUUUUGAUGCAAACCACGACACGCUUGUAUGGGCCUUGCAGAAGAAUGGCUAUGGAAACGUGUCUAUAAUUGUUGGAGAAAUUGGUUGGCCAACUGAUGGGGACAAAAAUGCAAACUUGAAUUACUCUCAGAGGUUUAACCAGGAGUUUGUGUCCCGUGUCGUGGCCGGAACAGGAACUCCGAUGAGACCAGGCCCCGUAGACGCAUAUCUGUUUAGCCUGAUUGAUGAAGAUGCCAAAAGCAUUCAGCCUGGUAAUUUCGAGCGCCACUGGGGCUUAUUCUAUUUCGACGGGCAGCCAAAGUAUCAGCUGAAUCUAGGGACGACAAACUCGAAUCGUUUGAUAGCAGCAAAAGGUGUCCAAUAUCUGCCACAGAAGUGGUGUGUCUUGUUCCCGUCUGCCAGUGUUGAUGACCCACAAGUGGCGCCGAGUGUGAGUUAUGCGUGUGCAAAUGCUGAUUGCACGAGUCUUGGCUACGAGACUUCGUGUGGGAACUUAGACGCUCGCGGGAACAUCUCGUAUGCGUUUAACGAGUACUACCAGAUUAAUAAUCAGCUUGAUUCUGCCUGCAAGUUCCCAAACCUCUCCGUUGUCACAACUCAAGAUCCCUCUGUUGGAACCUGCAAGUUCAUAAUCAUGAUUAAAACCGACACUGCAAGUGCGGUAGGAAAAACCUCUGGAUCCCUGAGAAACCCAGUUGGUCUGAUGUUCGUGCUCAUGUCUGCACUUCUCUACAGCAUUACGUGAAUAUACAGGGUUGAUUUUUUCGAUUGGAAUGUAUAGAGAACACUCAUUUGAUGAGUCACUUAUGCUAGUAUGUUUUUUUUAAUAAAAAUACUUAAUUCAU
Molecule: messenger RNA, 1762 nt
Organism: Rubroshorea leprosula
Lineage: Eukaryota; Viridiplantae; Streptophyta; Magnoliopsida; Malvales; Dipterocarpaceae
Source: the annotation of a GenBank genome assembly